AUGGCUCGCAAGAAGAUCAGGGAGUACGACAGCAAGAGGCUGCUCAAGGCCCAUAUCGCGCGGCUGGCGGGGCUGCAGCUGCCCAUUGCGGUGGCCCAAGUCAAGGAGGCCACCAACUUUGCGGAGCUGGUGGCGGCCAACCCUUGGAUGAACCAGACGCAGCUGGUGGUCAAGCCAGACUGCCUGUUUGGCAAGCGCGGCAAGCACGACCUGGUGGGGCUGAAGCUGGAUGCCACGGGGGCGCAGCAGUUCAUCCAGGCGCGCAUGAACAAGGUGGUGGACAUGGACGGCACCGUGGGCCGCAUCAACACCUUCAUCGUGGAGCCGUUUGUGGCGCACGCCGAGGAGUACUACCUGUGCAUCCAGAGCGGCCGCCUCGCCGACACGCUAUCCUUCUCCGAGUUUGGGGGCAUGGAGAUCGAGGAGAACUGGGACAAGGUGCGCACAGUGAGCAUCCCUACCGGCGCGGAGCCCAGCAGCGCGCCCCUGGCGCCGCUGCUGUCCACGCUGCCGCUGGAGCUGCGCCCGACAUGGAGGCUUUCAUCGCGGCCACGUACAAGGCAGGCGGGGGGUGGGGGGUUGCGCUGGGCAGGAGAAGAGCGAUGCAAUAGCCGGCUUGGAACUGGUUUCGGCUGCGCCGUGCUGGUGGCGGUGUACCUUGACCUCGACUUCACGCUGCUGGAGAUGAACCCCUUCACGCUGGACCAGGCGGGCAAGCCCUUCCCGCUGGACAUGCGCGGCGAGCUGGACGACACCGCCGCAUUCCGCAGCGCCAAGAAGUGGGGCGACGUGGAGUUCCCGCUGCCCUUUGGGCGCACCAUGACGCCGCAGGAGGCUCGCAUCCACUCCCUGGACGAAGCCACCGGCGCCUCGCUCAAGCUCUCCAUCCUCAACCCGCGGGGCCGCAUCUGGACCAUGGUGGCGGGCGGCGGCGCCAGCGUGAUCUAUGCCGACACUGUGGCCGACCUGGGAUAUGCUGAGGAGCUGGGCAACUAUGCCGAGUACAGCGGCGGGCCCAACACCGCAGAAACGUACCAGUAUGCGCGCACGCUGCUGGAUGCGGCCACAGCCUACGCGGACGGGCGGGGGCGGGCGCUGAUUGUGGGCGGCGGCAUCGCCAACUUCACAGACGUGGCCGCCACCUUCAAGGGCAUCAUCCAGGCUUUCCGCGAGAAGCAGGAGGCCAUCAAGGCCGCCAGGAUGAAGAUCUUUGUCCGCCGGGGCGGGCCCAACUACCAGGCGGGGCUGGAGAUGAUGCGGCGGCUGGGGGACGAGAUUGGGGUGCAGAUCGAGGUGUUUGGUCCCGAGGCCUCCAUGACAGGCAUCUGCCAGCUGGCCAUCGACUAUGUGGCGCAGUUUGACAAGAAUGGGCGCUGAUGGGCGCCGAGGCGUGGCGGGGCGGGGCCGCUCGCCGAGCCCGCCGUGCAGUAGCGGGGUGAGCUGUACCAGUAGGUGUAUCUAUUUCUGAGCGGUAGCGGCAGGCCAUUUUUUCCUUCCCUGGCAUGCAUGUAGCGCAGCGAGCCAUCCUCUUGUUUCAUUUGUUGCUAGCGUGUAAAGAGAGCCCACAC
Messenger RNA from Chlorella variabilis, 1568 nucleotides. RefSeq lists its product as hypothetical. NCBI's taxonomy places the organism in Eukaryota, Viridiplantae, Chlorophyta, Trebouxiophyceae, Chlorellales, Chlorellaceae. Gene Ontology annotation, molecular function: succinate-CoA ligase (ADP-forming) activity. The transcript has 13 exons. Gene Ontology annotation, cellular component: succinate-CoA ligase complex; cytosol. The record is from RefSeq and is a predicted model, not a curated record. Gene Ontology annotation, biological process: succinyl-CoA metabolic process; tricarboxylic acid cycle. Bases 1 to 1377 code for a protein of 458 amino acids.